GUUGCAGUGCCUUUUUCACUUUGUUUGUGACUUCUGAACAUGAAUAGAGCGCCCCUCCCUCCCCCCUCCAAAGAAAAAGGGAGACACAGUCUGCUGGGUUUGAUUUCUGCGUUGGUGGUCGAAUUCUAGAUUUUUAGUAUCUUGCUUGUUUCAUUAAGAAGAAAUGGCAUUCAGGGUUACAUUGAUCCUGAGUCUACCUGUAGCUAGAAUGCAUUUUUUCAGCUAGGACAUUGGGUGACACGCAAGCUGAUCCAUGAUUCUUAUUUUCGAUCUAUUAUUAGCUUGCUCCAUUCAAAUGCAUGUCAGAACAAAUAAGGAUGGAUACGGCCUUCAGUUUUUUUGGCUCCGAGGAUGGUUUCUUUUUUGAGUUUGUGAGUCAUAUUUUUGCCGAUGACCUUGAACCCCUUUUGCUGGAUAGUUUAGAAUUCAGCUCUAACAAAGUUAUCGUGGGACCUUCUUAAAAUACGGUUUAGGAUCAAUUUGUUUUUUUUUUUUUAAAGAUUAAUUAAGCUAAAUAUAUAGCCAUAAAAAAUAUUUAACUAAUCACAAACGAAUUUUUCCAUCUUGGUUUGGCUGACAUUUGGAGCGACCAACUUUUAGUUGUAUUAUCACUUAUUUUGAUUUUAUGCACCCAAGUCGAAGAGUGUUGUUAAUUGAGUUUAAGUUCUUGACAUUUCUGAAUUUCAAAUGAACAAUGAAGUGCCAUUAUGCGGAAGAUAUAUCCUUUACCAUCCUUAAUAGUGAUUGUAUCUCCAUGCGGUAACUGAGACCAAACUAGUUGUAGAUACUUCAAGAGGAGAGACGCUACGUAUCAACUUUGAUGUUACUUUUCCUGCCCUACCUUGUUCAAUACUCAGUCUAGAUGCUAUGGACAUCAGCGGAGAGCAACAUCUAGAUGUAAAACAUGAUAUUGUCAAGAAAAGAUUAGACUCUCAUGGGAAUGUAAUAGAAACAAGGCAGGAAGGGAUUGGUGCCCCCAAGAUUGAGAAGCCUUUGCAAAGACAUGGAGGCAGGCUGGAGCAUAAUGAAACAUAUUGUGGCUCCUGUUAUGGUGCUGAAGUGACAGAUGAGGAUUGUUGCAAUUCCUGUGAGGAAGUUCGCGAAGCUUACCGAAAAAAAGGUUGGGCAAUAUCAAAUCCAGAUUUAAUUGACCAGUGCAAAAGAGAAGGAUUCUUGCAAAGGAUCAAGGAUGAAGAAGGUGAAGGUUGUAAUGUCUAUGGAUUCUUGGAAGUAAAUAAAGUGGCUGGAAAUUUCCAUUUUGCCCCAGGGAAGAGCUUUCAGCAAUCCGGUGUCCACGUGCAUGACCUGCUUGCUUUUCAAAAGGACUCAUUUAAUAUAAGUCACCAAAUUAACAGAUUAACGUUUGGAGAGUAUUUCCCUGGUGUUGUGAAUCCUCUUGAUGGUGUGCAUUGGACCCAACAAACACCGAGUGGAAUGUAUCAGUAUUUUAUAAAGGUUGUGCCGACUGUAUACACUGAUGUGAACGGGCAUGCAAUCCAAUCAAACCAGUUUUCUGUGACAGAACACUUGAGGACUGGAGAUGUAGGGCGUCUUCAGUCCCUUCCUGGAGUUUUCUUCUUCUAUGACCUUUCGCCAAUUAAGGUUACUUUUACUGAAGAACAUAUCUCAUUCUUACACUUCCUCACUAACGUGUGCGCCAUAGUUGGAGGUGUUUUCACGGUCUCUGGAAUACUGGAUUCGUUUGUCUACCAUGGUCAAAAGGCAAUCAAGAAGAAGAUGGAAAUUGGCAAAUUCAGCUGAUAAUUGGUCUAUUGUAGGUUGAACUGGCGUUAUUUGAUUAGUUUCCGCUGAAAGGAUUCCAGGAGAUUGAUCUGUUGGGGAGAAGAUCGGCUAUUGAAUGAAAUUCUCUUUUGGUUUUGCCCGAGUUCUUUCAAAUUCAACGAAAGGUUUUUGCCAAUAGAUCUGUUGUCUGAGGUUAAAAUGCUGGAUCAUACAUGGGCAGCAAAUGCCUCAACAUUCACUUUCUGAAACAGCUUUAAUGAUGUGAAUAUUACAUCUUUAUUCUGGAUUAUAGACGGCCAGAGGAUAAUCAUAUAUGGCAGAAUUAAAUUCCAGAAGGGCUUGAAAUGAAAUCUUGUCAGGGAUAAUGUAAUCAAAACGAGAAUCACUCAACUGAAGAUGACUUUGCUGCUGCGUGUUGUGUUAUGAUACAUACCUUGUCAUGAUUCAUGAGUGGCAUUUCCAA
Neltuma alba is the source of this 2206-nucleotide messenger RNA. Its product is annotated as endoplasmic reticulum-Golgi intermediate compartment protein 3. Gene Ontology annotation, cellular component: endoplasmic reticulum; COPII-coated ER to Golgi transport vesicle. NCBI's taxonomy places the organism in Eukaryota, Viridiplantae, Streptophyta, Magnoliopsida, Fabales, Fabaceae. Bases 868 to 1761 code for a protein of 297 amino acids. The record is from RefSeq and is a predicted model, not a curated record. The transcript has 13 exons.